AUGCCGUCCAGUGGCAUCGCUGCUGUAGUCUUACCAUCAAAUGUAGGCGCCGAGGGCGGCAGUGUUGGACGACGAGUAUUAGCCUCGCGCCCUAAUGGAUCGAUCAUCAAAUCUAUGGAAUCAUCUAAGAUAAAUGAUGAUGAAAAUUUGCAAAUAAAAUAUGAUAUAAUACUUCAAUUUUUACAUGAACAUAAUAUUUCCUGGUCAAUUAAAUUAUAUGAUAAUACACUCUAUAUAGAAUUUCCUAAAGAAGUAUCCGAAGGAUCAAAAGAAAAAUUAGUUAGUCUUCUUGAAUUUGCUGAUGAUAUAUUACAUUGUAAAAAUAUUAUUAUAUAUUUUGAUAAAACACGUUCUGAUCGAGCAAUGGUAGUAAAAACAUUUAUGUUUCUUGGUUUUCAUAUAUUAUCACCUGACAAUACAUUAUUGCAAACUAUUGAUAAACAAUCGGAUCAAUUAUAUAUGAUUUAUUUUAUUGACAAUGAUGAAUAA
Messenger RNA from Rotaria sp. Silwood1, 489 nucleotides. The record is from the annotation of a GenBank genome assembly. NCBI's taxonomy places the organism in Eukaryota, Metazoa, Rotifera, Eurotatoria, Philodinida, Philodinidae.